Molecule: messenger RNA, 7131 nt
Organism: Dermacentor andersoni
Lineage: Eukaryota; Metazoa; Arthropoda; Arachnida; Ixodida; Ixodidae
Product: guanine nucleotide-binding protein G(I)/G(S)/G(T) subunit beta-1
Biological process (GO): signal transduction
Molecular function (GO): protein binding
Source: RefSeq, a predicted model, not a curated record
UUAAAUUCAGUACGGGGUCUUUGCCGGUUUGUGCACGGGAGCCGCACCCUGCUCAAAGCGGUCGGAAAAAAAUUUACGAACACGCUCGAGGGUUCUCGUGCACUCGCCGGGUAUCGAAGUGCGGUGGAUGCUGAAGUGUGGUUUGUGAGGUUUGUUGGACAAACGUAGUGGACAUUCUUCCAUGCUGCUCAACGAACUGCUGUGACGGCACGCUGGGACACCAUUCGCCCCACGGCAAGCCUGGGACACCCGGCGAAUUGUUUCAGCGUUAGGCCUAUUAUUAGAGGGAAGUUGCUCUCGGAAGGUUGAGGAGCCUAAGCUAACAAAAUGAAUGAAGUGGAGAGUCUACGUCAAGAAGCAGAGACAUUAAAGAACACAAUACGAGAUGCACGGAAAGCUGCAUGUGAUACCACCUUGGUGCAAGCAACGGCCAACAUGGAACCAGUGGGCCGCAUCCAGAUGCGGACGCGGCGUACGCUACGGGGACAUUUGGCCAAGAUCUACGCAAUGCAUUGGGGUUCAGACUCCCGCUACCUGGUGUCGGCGUCUCAAGAUGGCAAGCUGAUUGUGUGGGAUGCAUACACAACCAACAAGGUGCAUGCAAUCCCACUCAGAUCAAGCUGGGUGAUGACGUGUGCAUAUGCUCCCUCCGGGAGCUAUGUGGCUUGCGGGGGUCUGGACAACAUCUGCUCCAUCUACAGUUUGAAGACACGUGAAGGCAAUGUGCGUGUCAGCCGAGAGCUGCCCGGCCACACAGGCUACCUGUCAUGCUGCCGCUUUGUGGACGACUCACAAAUUGUCACCAGUUCUGGGGACAUGACCUGUGCACUUUGGGACAUAGAGACGGGCCAGCAGUGUACGUCAUUCACGGGACACACUGGCGACGUCAUGUCACUCUCCCUGUCACCGGACAUGCGGACAUUUGUCUCCGGGGCCUGUGAUGCCUCCGCCAAGUUAUGGGAUGUCCGUGAUGGCAUGUGCAAGCAGACAUUUCCAGGGCAUGAAUCUGACAUCAAUGCAGUGACGUUCUUCCCGAACGGCUAUGCAUUUGCGACGGGGUCGGACGACGCGACCUGCCGCCUGUUUGAUAUCCGGGCAGACCAGGAGCUGGCCAUGUACUCGCAUGACAACAUCAUCUGCGGCAUCACCUCGGUGGCCUUCUCCAAGUCGGGCCGCUUGCUCUUGGCCGGCUAUGACGACUUCAACUGCAACGUUUGGGACUCUAUGAAGGCUGAGCGUGCAGGUGUCUUGGCUGGUCAUGACAACCGCGUGAGCUGCCUGGGCGUCACCGAAGACGGUAUGGCAGUGGCCACUGGCUCCUGGGACAGUUUCCUCAAGAUAUGGAACUAGGGUGAAGACAGCAGCAGCAGCACCAAGGGAUGGGAGACGACGACGAUGAAAGGGGAAGAGAAAGAAGACUGGAUCACCCCUCCUCCCUCCCCCAGCCCUCCACUUGAUUCUUUCCUGGCUCUGUUUUUACGGAUGCUGCUCUUCCUUCUCCUUCACCCACUCACACCUCUAUGGCUCCAGGUGUACUACUCCAGUUUUGGUUUUCUUUCUCUCCCUCUGCGCCCAACUCUUGCUGCACACUUUCCCCCUCGGGCGCCUUCUCUUUGGUCGGUGCAGAAACUUAGUCGACUGGUCGGGCUCUCCUCCCACAGACAACUGGAAGCUGUUCUCUGGGCAACGUUUGCUGCCUUUGCGCACCCACCUGGCGUGAGAAUUUCCAUACCACCGCUUUUUCCCACCACUUACAUACACACAGAGACUGAGGGAAUGCUGGUAGGCAGUGAGUGGAGAGUGGAGGGAGGUGUAAUGGCUCUUUCAUUUACCAGCCAGUGUAAUUAUACUUCUUUCGUGGUGGGGAGAGUAGGAUGGGGGGAGAGAGUCGUGUGCUGCUUCGUGUUGCACUGGACCAAGAAGCUCUUCUACUAUUUCUUCCUUUCCAUGUACAACUGCACUCCGUGCAUCUUCUUUUUCUCAAAACAAUUUCCGCUCCCCCUCCGUCUCUACUCUCGUCACCUUUCUUUCCAUCGGAACGUCGAAGUGGUGACUCUUCCAGUUAGGUCUGGCAUUUCUGCGUGAGCAUUGGUGGACAGUUUUCACUUCACCCUAAGGCUUCCCCCUCCUGCCUGAAACAUGUCUUUUUUUUUUCUUUUUUAAAGAAAAAAAAAAAGAGAGAUGCCUUCUCUUCUUUCUCCUGCCCCUGACUGGUGGGGAGUGGUUACUUGGAACUCUGGCCAUCUUGGUUUCUCUCUUUCUUGGUCCUUGUGAUGCCAUCCUUCCUGGACGCAUCUGGGAGUGGGCCAAGGCCUCCCCCCCUCCAUUUUUGAAUUGUGCGCAUGCGAAACGAAUGUAUGUGUGUGCGUGCAAUGUAUGAAUGAACAGCGUCAAUGGAACAAAAUAUGCUGCUGCGUGUGAGUGGUGUGAAUGUGUUCUGCGUCGUGGGGUACUAGGCUCUAGACUCCGAGUCGACUAAGCGAAUCGCAAUGUCUGAUCAGCCUCCCAGAACCCCUGCGGCUGUUUUAUUACCGAGUACAGUAGUGCUUGCUGACACGGAGAGAUCAUUCUCUUCCGUAGUUUUUCGAGAAUGUGGAUGGAAGGAUAGAGCGAGUUUGGGAUUUUUUUUCCCCCCUUCUUGUUGGGCACGCCAGUUUUUGUCAAGUCUCUAGUCACAGGUGUGUGAGCAUCUGUCUCGUGCGUGCUCAAGCACAGAGAAACGCAGGGUUUCGUGUGGAACCCCUGUCUGCAUACUUUUCUUUCUCUCCCCCCCCCCCCCCCCCCCCCCUCUGCCUUCCACCCCCAACCCUCAACACCUUGACUUUGGUGGAAGUUGCGAGUUUUUACACUAUUCCCUGUUCAGUUUAUCUUAAAUUGUUUUUGUCCACAAUUGAUUACUCGGCUUAAAUUUGUUCUUAUUUGGUGCCUUCGUUUGGAGCUUCUCUGGGGGGCUGCCGGAAGUUCAAAUGCAGCCAGUUUGCGUUACAAAAGAGCUGCCAGUGUGAAAAGUCUGGUAGGAAGACUGAAAAAAAGAAUAUAUAUACAUAUAUAUAUAUAUGUGUGCGAAGGCAUUGUUGACUUUGCGUUGUCAUUGCUGAGUCUUCCUCGUUUGUUUUUUUUUAGCCUCCAAAGCGAUUGUUCUUGAAGGCAUUUGUUUCCUUCCACAUUGUACAUAGCUUUGUAUAAACAUUUGAUUGGGUGCUGAGCCUCCUCUUCUGUUGGGCAUGCCCUGCACCUUGAAAUAGAUGGCUUGGAUCUGUGUUGUUUGUUCUGUUUGUUGUUUAGACUGGACAGGUAAAUUGAGGUUGUCAGCCAACCCCUGGCAAGAGACAGUGGUCUUUCCCAGAAAGCGUGUCGAUGUACGAUAGGUUGGGCUGGCAGGUGUUUUUUUCUUCAUUCUGUCUACUAAGCAGUCUCUUGCUGCAUCUUAUUGCCUGCUUCAUUUUUUUUCUCCUGCCUCCAACAUUUCUGUGCGCUCAUCUGUACAGUGUGUGCUGCGUGACUGGUGUGUGAGGUGAGGCUCACAGACGGCCUACGCUUAGAAGCUGUGACAGCUGUGUGUACUCUCGAAUCUUUUUCAAGCCUGCGUGCCGGGGUGCUGUCUUCUGCCUUUUUCUAGGUCAUCACUUUUUCGCAGCACCUGGGCAUGUCGCGCGCUGCCUUUUUCCCCUCGGCGACCCGGUUUUUCCCCUUUUUCUCUGGCCCUUUCAGCCUGCUCCCCUUUUCCCAAGACGCACACAACACACACACACACACACCCUUGCGCUGAGCUUUCAUCAGACCCCCCCAAGCCAAGCUUUCUACCUGUCACACCCCACCUAUACUGCUGUCUCCUGUGGCUCCCUCCCAAGCACCACUACCACCUUUCUCUGAAACUUCAGUUUUUACUUCUCUACGCCCAUCACGGCGACAAACAACUGGACAAAAAUUGUGUGGUGAUGCCGUGAACGUGCGCGCAUGUGUGUGUGCAGACUUGUGCGAUGACCGCUGCCGUUUGCAUCUGAACUGUCGUGCAGUUUUUACAUCGUGCUUCGACUCUGUUUUAGUCUUCUCUCUCUCUGGCCCUCCCGUUAUUUUUUCGAUUGCUUUCAUUUCGGUUCGUCUUGCAGAGGGGAUGCCAGUGCGUGCGUUGUCCUCUGCGCUUAGGGUAGUAGUCUCGCGCGUCGCCAGCCUGGCACGUGUCGGUCCUUUGGCAACGAGGGUGUGUGUUUUCGCGGCCCAGUAUGUUGCCACAGGCACAUGCAACUGUUCUGUAUGUGCCUGCGCACAGCCUGAACCAGACCAGCUUUUACUCGGGCAUCCACUGUGCACGGGAUGCACAGAGUGCAGCAGGGCGUGCCAAGCCAAGCAAGCAGGCUUUCUAAAUGCACACACGCACCUGCUUUGUGCGUAUGAAACUGCCUCAUGACUCGUUUCUCUCACUCUCUCUGGCCUGCUUUUCCUUCCUCCUUUUCUUUUUUUUUUUUGUGUGUGUGUUCUUCCUCUCAUACCUGUCAGUGAUAGAUUCUUGGUUGUUGCACUGUGAGCUGGACAUUGGAGUUGAAAAGUUUGUGCACUGCCUCUCGUGCUUCUCUUCUCGGGCACCUAGGGCUCGUCUGCUCUCUGCCAUGCCACCAUUGCUGGCGGGCCGGCAUUAUCUGGAAAAAGUUGGGAUCAGCGGACACGAUUUGGCACUGAGGCAUUCCCUGCAUGCGUUUGUGGUGGUGGUGGGAGGGACAGUGUUUGGGCACGAGCCCCAGCUCAUUCACUGCGCCCAGAUCACCAACCCUUCAUUUAUGGCCGUCAAAAAAGCUCGACACUGUACAAAUCACGGUCUGUGUCGUUUAUGCUGUGGUGUCUGCCCAUCCUCCGGCACUGCCUGCCUGCCCCAAGGGCGUCACGUCAGAGUGCAGAUGGGGCCGUGUGGCUUCCUGCCUGCCCCGCUGUUUGCCACUGGUGCCCGAGAGGGAGACUGGACUGUGAGAUGGGUGUACAGCGCUCAUGCUGCUGGUGUUAAAGCUGCGCCUUUAUUAUUUGUGUUUGCUCCUCUUCACAUUAACACUAUUUAACGUUCUCUGCCCUGUAUAUUUUUAUUUUUUAUAUUUUUUUUUUCCUGUUUUGUGCUAUCAAAGGAGUAUUAUUAUACAUGCCGUGAGUGGGGGGAACACAAAAGUCAUAGGGAAGAGGGUUUAGUGCCCACCCUCCCCCCAAGGGAGCUACUGUUUUAAACAAAGCGCAGCGGCAGUCUUCUCCAGACGAGGAUUUUGAGAAAACGAGAACCUAUACAUAUAUUAUAAAUAUGUAUACUUGCAGACACUUCUGCGUCGUCGCUCGUAUAUAUAUAUAAAUACACACUAUAUAUAUAUAUUAUAUAUAUAUACAAAUACAUGCCACACACACACACGCAGACAACUAUAGGACAUUGCCGGGGAGGCGGUCGGGUCCACCCCGUCAUUCCCGCCUCCUGGGCGCCACAACUGCCAUACUUUGAGAGACGACGACAGUGCUGACACGCUGGUUGUUCUUUUUUUUUCACCGCGUGGUUGCGAAAGGAGGAGGAGACCGGCACAUCAUCCUGCAAGAUAGACAUUGGCACUCCUCCCUCACUGCGGUUUGUAGGAGACAUGCGCGUGCGACGGAGGCUGCAGGGGAGCUGUCAGUUUUUCAAGUUGGAUCGGACGAAAUAGUCAAAGUUCUGACCAGGUUAGGGGGUACAACACGGAAAAGACAAAAGUACGGCUGUUGCCGGCCGCAUUAAUUUUUUUCCCUUUUCUAGCGCUAGCCGACAACUUGUUCUUCCGUCGUGCCUCAAUGCUGGACCUUGUGGGAGCGAACAUAUGUGCGCACGGAAAUAUUGUUUGUACAUGCGAGCAGGGAAUUCACAAGCAGCGGCUGAUAAAGCUCGGUGCCACACUUAGGUCGUUCCGUGGCUCUUCUUUUCCACGUUUUUAGUCCAACAGCGGGGUGCCAAUUUCAGUUUUGUAUCCUUUGGUUGCAUGUCUUUUUUUCCCCGUAACUUAGCCUUUGCCGCACACGAGCGCUGGGAAUGUAUAAAGAGCGAACAAAUUGCCCCCCUGACUUUGUAUAGAUAUAUGCAUACAAGCGGUUAUGUAUCUUCGUAUGUCUGUGCGCGUACAAUGAAGUGGAUAACUGGGGAGACCAAGCAAGUGAUUGAAAAAAAAGAGAGACUCCGGUCAUUGCCGAAGUCUCUCGUGCUCGCUCCCCCGCGGAGCCAUUUCUUUGCGUACGGAGUGCGGUGGAACUGCUCUCUGCUGCCUUCGUUGACCUGGUAACGAAGCGACACGUUGCUAUGGUAACUGAGCGCUCGUGUAAACUCCGCCAGCAGCGCCACUUAGGGAGCGGUGCUGUCCCUUUUGUGGUGCAGGUGCACCACGGAUUUGUUUUUAAAAGUCCGCGUGGGCGUGCUUUUUCUCUUCGAAGGACUUUUUGUCGGAUCUUACUGUUGCUCGCAAGUGCAAGUGCUCCGAACACGGUUGCCUUUGCAAAGGCACCGUUGAGGAAACAGGGCGAGCGCUUGAUGCCCCCAAAGGUAGUCGAGUCUUCUCGACCUUCCCUAUACAGACGAUUUCACCUUCCCGCCGCGCCGUCGCGAUUUUGUGCACAAAGCCACACUCGCAGUAGAGGAAUGAGUGACGAAGAUAAAAGGGCCAUGCUCCUGAAACUGUUUCCCGGCAGUUACCGAGGUUUCGCUAGGCCCUCAAUAUUCCGUGCGCUGCCGCGUCCGGUUUUCUUACUCCUGCUUGUUCCAGGUACAGCGGGCAAGCAAGAGAAGCUCCCUCUGCGCCUUUUAUGUUUUCUGUUAUUUUCCUUUCUCUCUCCAGGGACUCAAAAGAAUAAAGAGGUAUUUUUUUUUUCACCAGCCACACACAAAUGGGACGAGGGUUUGAAAUGACCCUUACAAGUCGUCGUUUGACAAACCAUCACAUACAUGUGGACGCAAAAAGGGAGGGUUAUAAAUACGAUGUUGGGAUGGGCUGGAAAGACGUUCUUGGGUGUUUGAUUGGGACACCUGGUCAGCCUGUGUGUCUUAUUUCAGUAUGUAGCUUUCAGUCUUGUUUGUGAAACCAGUUUCCUUGUGUAUGUUAUUUAACUUGUCCAAUAAAGCUGUUUGUCUUUACGUACAAAACACCA